CGUCGGCGUAGGGGAGUGCUCUCGUGGCCCGAGCGUUACUCUGGCCGGGAGUGGGGGCCGCGCUUCGGCGUCGCGUCCGUGCGUGUGUGAGUGCGCGAGCGGGUCGAUGAUGCCGGCGCUGCCGCCGUCCGACUCAGCAGCAGCAGCAGCAGCAGACUCGGGAGUGCGAGCGCGCAGUUGUCAGUCUCUGGCCCAACGCUCGUUCGCCGCCGCCACCGUCGUCGUCGUCGCCGCCGCCGCCGCCGCCGCCGCCGCCGCCGCCGCCGCCGCUGCCGCACAGCCAGAGAGACAGUUCGUUUGAUACGCAUCCCCACGGACAGACCGAGGCGAGCACGACAUCCCGGGAGCGAGAGAGGUGUGCGCACUCGCUCGCGUCGUUCGGCUCCGAGUGACAGUGCGUUCGAUCCGCAGAGGCGCUGGCCUGAGCGCGAGCGCAGCAGCAGUCUCGCGGUACUCCGCUCGGCGUCGGCCUCUUCGAAUUUGCCCCCGCACGCACGUCGGCAUCAACGGCGACUUGACGCAGCGCUGCCGCCAUGGCUGACGACGACAAGUGAGACGGGUCUUCGCGCACCGAGGGAAGAUUUCGCUCAGCACGACUCUGCGAUCAGUCGGCGGGGACCACGGAGGACACGGCUCCUCGAACGGACUAGCGCAAACCCAGAGACACGCAGUGUGUCGCACGGAUUUCACUUGUGUUGUUGCCCGGCGACACUCGACUGAGCGAAUUUAACCGCAAACAGGGAACUCUCGUGGAUCUCCAGUCAUGUCGCGGCGGAAAUCCCCAAAAAGGAAGGGAGGAAAUCUCGAUGACCUCAAGCAGGAGUUGGUCAUCGACUUUCACAAGAUCUCCCCGGAAGAGCUGUACCAGAGAUUUCAGACCCAUCCCGAGAACGGCCUUAGCCAUGCGAAGGCGAAGGAGAAUCUGGAGCGGGACGGUCCGAACGCGCUGACGCCACCGAAGCAAACGCCCGAGUGGGUGAAAUUCUGCAAGAAUCUGUUCGGUGGCUUCGCGCUACUGCUAUGGAUCGGCGCGAUCCUCUGCUUCAUCGCGUACUCCAUUCAGGCGUCGACGAGCGAGGACCCGAACGACGACAAUUUGUAUCUGGGCAUCGUGCUGGCCGCCGUAGUCAUCGUCACCGGCAUCUUCUCCUACUACCAAGAGAGCAAAUCCAGCAAGAUCAUGGAAUCGUUCAAGAACAUGGUGCCGCAGUUCGCGACUGUGAUUCGCGAGGGCGAGAAGAUCACCGUCAAGGCCGAGGAUCUGGUGCUUGGUGACGUAGUCGACGUCAAGUUCGGCGACAGGAUUCCAGCCGACCUGAGGAUCAUCGAGUCUCGAGGCUUCAAGGUUGACAACAGCUCGCUGACGGGCGAGUCCGAGCCUCAGUCAAGGUCGCCCGAGUUCACGAACGAGAACCCGCUGGAGUCGAAGAAUCUGGCGUUCUUCUCGACGAACGCCGUAGAGGGCACGGCCAAAGGUGUGGUGAUUUGCUGUGGCGAUCAGACGGCGAUGGGCCGAAUUGCCGGUUUGGCAUCAGGCCUUGACACCGGAGAGACACCGAUCGCCAAGGAGAUCCACCACUUUAUCCACUUGAUCACGGGCGUGGCCGUGUUCCUCGGCGUGACAUUCUUCAUCAUCGCCUUCAUCCUCGGCUACCAUUGGCUCGACGCCGUGAUCUUCCUCAUCGGUAUCAUCGUCGCCAACGUGCCCGAGGGCCUGCUCGCCACCGUGACGGUCUGCCUGACGCUCACGGCCAAGCGCAUGGCGUCCAAGAAUUGUCUGGUCAAGAACCUCGAGGCCGUGGAGACCCUGGGCUCCACCUCGACCAUCUGCUCCGACAAGACGGGCACCCUCACGCAGAACCGCAUGACAGUCGCUCACAUGUGGUUCGACAACCAGAUCAUCGAGGCCGACACCACUGAGGACCAGUCCGGCGUACAGUACGACCGCACCUCGCCGGGCUUCAAAGCACUCGCCAAGAUCGCGACCCUCUGCAAUCGCGCCGAAUUCAAGGCCGGCCAGGACGGUCUGCCGAUCCUCAAGCGCGAGGUCGCCGGUGACGCCUCCGAGGCCGCGCUGCUCAAGUGCAUGGAGCUCGCACUCGGCGACGUGAUGGGCAUUCGCAGGCGCAACAAGAAGGUCUGCGAGGUCCCGUUCAACUCGACCAACAAGUACCAAGUCUCCAUCCACGAGAGCGAGGACUCGAGCGACCCGCGCCACCUGCUGGUGAUGAAGGGCGCACCGGAGCGCAUCCUCGACCGCUGCUCCACCAUCUUUAUCGGCGGCAAGGAGAAGGUCCUCGACGAGGAAAUGAAGGAGGCCUUUAACAAUGCUUAUCUGGAAUUGGGCGGCUUGGGCGAGCGUGUGCUCGGCUUCUGCGACUUUGUCUUGCCGUCCGACAAGUUCCCCGUUGGCUUCAAGUUCAACUGCGACGAUCCUAAUUUCCCCACCGAGGGACUGCGCUUCGUCGGCCUUAUGUCGAUGAUCGAUCCGCCGCGCGCGGCUGUGCCCGACGCCGUCGCCAAGUGCCGCUCGGCUGGUAUCAAGGUCAUCAUGGUCACCGGCGAUCAUCCGAUCACUGCCAAAGCCAUUGCCAAAUCCGUCGGCAUCAUCUCCGAGGGUAACGAGACCGUGGAGGACAUUGCCCAGAGGCUCAACAUUCCCGUGUCGGAGGUGAAUCCCCGCGAGGCCAAGGCCGCCGUAGUUCACGGUACCGAGCUCAGGGAGUUGGACUCCAGCGCGCUGGAUGACAUUCUUAGGUACCACACCGAAAUUGUGUUCGCCCGCACGUCGCCUCAGCAGAAGCUCAUCAUCGUCGAGGGUUGCCAGAGAAUGGGUGCCAUUGUCGCUGUUACUGGCGACGGUGUGAACGACUCCCCAGCUUUGAAGAAGGCUGAUAUCGGUGUUGCAAUGGGUAUCGCCGGUUCGGACGUGUCGAAACAGGCCGCCGACAUGAUUCUCCUCGACGAUAAUUUCGCCUCGAUUGUCACUGGUGUUGAGGAAGGACGUCUUAUCUUCGAUAAUCUCAAGAAGUCCAUCGCCUACACCCUCACUUCCAACAUCCCUGAGAUCUCGCCGUUUUUGGCUUUCAUCCUAUGUGACAUUCCUCUGCCACUUGGCACUGUCACCAUUCUUUGCAUUGAUUUGGGAACUGACAUGGUGCCGGCCAUCUCGUUAGCCUACGAGGAAGCGGAGAGCGAUAUUAUGAAGCGACAACCACGAAACCCGUUCACUGACAAGCUAGUUAACGAAAGGCUUAUCUCGAUGGCAUACGGACAGAUCGGCAUGAUCCAAGCUGCGGCCGGAUUCUUCGUCUACUUCGUGAUCAUGGCUGAGAACGGCUUUCUGCCAUUGUAUCUCUUUGGCAUCCGCAAGAAAUGGGACUCCAAGGCUAUCAACGAUUUGCAGGACAGCUACGGUCAGGAGUGGACCUACCGAGACCGCAAGACGCUGGAAUUCACCUGCCACACGGCUUUCUUCGUGUCGAUUGUCAUCGUGCAGUGGGCCGACUUGAUUGUCUGCAAGACCCGUCGUAAUUCUAUCAUCCACCAGGGCAUGAGAAACUGGGCCCUCAACUUCGGUCUCGUCUUCGAAACCGCCCUCGCCGCGUUCCUAAGCUACACGCCCGGUAUGGACAAGGGUCUCAGAAUGUUCCCGCUCAAAUUCGUUUGGUGGCUACCGGCCAUUCCCUUCAUGCUCGCCAUUUUCAUCUACGACGAGACGAGACGAUUCUACUUGCGCCGAAAUCCAGGCGGCUGGCUCGAGCAAGAAACUUACUACUAGACAGGCAACACGCUGAUUGCGCGCGCAAGAGAAAGAGCCGACAGACGCAUACCCACACAGAACGAGAAAAAAAUUCAUAUUUUACGAGUUUUACCAUCGAAACUAUCGACAGCAACAGCAGUUACAACCACCACCACCACCACCACCGUCAUCAUUAUUAUUAUUGUCACCACCACCAUCACAACUAAAUACCACACCCAGCAAGACAGUUAUAUACAAAAAAACCAACAUCGCCAUCCGCCACCGCCGCGCAACCACAAAACUACGAUGAUAAUAAUAUAUCGAUAACAAUAAUCAGUCAGUCACACAUUUUACACGAAAAUAAAAAAAAAAGCGCAAGCAGCAGUUUACGUCACAUAGAUCUUAUCUAUCUGUUCGAUGGGCCAUUCACAAGUGGACACAAAUAAUUAUUAUUCAUUAAAGGAGAAAAGAAAAAUAAUUACAAAAAAAUAAUCGCUAACGAUAAUAGCUCAGCUCGCUUGGCUUUAGAUUCUAUAUCUUCAUCGAUUAUUAAGCAAAGAGAAAACAAAGUAAAUACACUAAAAAGACGCAACACAAUACUAACGACACGACGACGACCUGGUCGUCGCUGAGUUUUCUCCUCGACGACGACGCCGCCGAUCGAGAACAAUACACUAGAGCGCUGAGUAUUAUUAAUAAUAUUAUGUAAAAAACUAACAGAGAAAAAAUGUGAGAAAAAUUUAAAAAAAAAUGAAACAAAUGAUUGUGUGUAGGGUAUGCGAAUCUCGUCGUUUCUACGCUCUUUCAACGGGGUGAAAAUAAUAGCGACUCGCAGUGUGAUCUCCUUGAAUCUUCGGCUCAAACUAAACUCCGUGGAAGAGACGUUGGAACGAUGAACCACGUGCGAGUGAGAAAACAAAACAAAACAAGUGUAUGUACGAGCGAACGAAUGCAAGAAUAAAAGAUUGCGAGUAGAAAAGGCCUAAAAUGCCGAGGCGUGUGGCUAAACAGAGUAGCGAACAAAAACAAAAUAAAAUAAAACAAGUAGUUGAGCAUAUUUACAAGUAAGAGCUAACAAAAACAUAGACAACUCGAAAUGUUGAUUUUGAACACUGGAGUCGAUGAGUAGAGCAACAAAAAUCGAGAACACAAGAAAAAGAGAAUUAAAUAUAAUGAAGAAACAAACGAACAAACAUAUAUAGAACGAUUCGCAAUAUUGGACUCGAUCUCAAGCCCGGCGAAAUGUGCGAGUACGACGUGUUCUAUAUAUUCCCCGAUGCGCGUGUUGCCAUGGGAUUAUGUAACGAUAUAUAAAUAAUAAUAAAUUGAAGACACACAAAUACCACAUAGGCACCUCUGGAAAACAAAGGGCUUGCGACGCAUUGUGCGUUGCACGCAUUUCCAUGAUAAUAAAUGAUAUUAAACGAGUAUACAAGGACGACGGAUGGAAGCUUUCAAAUAUAUCACGCAGAGUUAGAAGAGCAGAAGAGUCACACGAGGAUUGGGAGUCAACGGCACUGAUGACAAUUGUACACGUAGAAACGUCUUGUGAUACCGAAAAUCUUAGACGAGAAAUAAAUAAGUGAAAUAUGAAAAGGAUCUUAUAAUUAUUAAUUAAAAAAAGUGAUUAAUAGAAUAUCGCGAAGACGAGACGUUUAGUUUCAUCAUCGCGAUGUGACAUCAACUGAUUCUUCAUAGAUAAACUUAUUAAUUACAAUAUGAUAGAAAAUGGCAUGCCCUAUAGUUGAAGAAAAAUCGACAGGUGUUCUAAGUAAUGCCGAAGAAAGAAUCUAACAAAAAUUAGCAAAACAAAGGAUAUCGCAGUAUUGAUUAUUAAUUAUUAAUUAAUUAAGGAUGACGGAUAAUUAAGGAGAAGAAAAGUGAAUUCAAGUAUAAUGUUGUUCGGUUCGAGUUUUAUCCAAGUAGCUAAUGCAUCAGAUCGCAAUGCAUAUAUUCAAAUAGUUAAAUCUUUGUUGGAGUUCUUAUACUGGAAUGUCACGGACUAGAUAGAGAGGAGCGGGAACGGAGCGAUGUGUUUUUUACACGGCGAAGGAUCGACGGGCGGAGUAGAUUGCGGAUCAAGAUACGGAAGAUGAAACGAGGAACGGACGACGACGAAGAAGACGAAGUUGGAUAGUAUAUAAAUAUUUAGCGCUUAAACAAACAUCAUUACCACCUAAGGAGGAUUUCAUUAAAUUAAAUAAUAAAAGGAAAAAAUGAUGAGAAAAAGAGACAAAAAUACGUUAUUUAAUUAAUGCGCGAGCAAAUCCCAAAAUGAAAACUAUGUGUUACCGAGGCGGAGUGUGUUUGAGCAAACAAAAAAAAUAAUUAUUUAGUAGAAAAAAAUACAAAAAAAUAAUUAAAGAGUAUAACAGAGCAGGAGUAUAGUGAUAAAAGAUGUUAUUGAUUAUGAGUAACGAUAUUACGAGAAAAAACACGUUUAAUGGUCAAAUUGUAAUUACAGCAUGCGAUGGUAGAAACAUUUGAAAAAAUAAAAUAAAUUUCAAGAAUUUCAAAAAGUAGAAGCAAAUCAAAAUUGCGCGGUACGAGAUCGUUUAAUGCAAAUUACUCUACAACAGUAAGAUUUCAAACAAAACUAAUCCUUACAAAGUUUAACGCUGUUUUAGACCGAAACGAAAGAUUGCGAGACCAAAAUUGAAUAAAGCAACUAGCAUUUAAAGAGGAAAAAAUCCACACACAUUCUUUAUGUAGGUGAAACAAAAAAAAAUUAAAAAUGAAAAGAUAUUUGAAAUCAAUGCUAAACGUAAAGAUUAACAGCAGUACAUGCAUUCUCUCUUAGUUUUCCAUUUUUCCAUAGUUUUAAACGCGGAAAUGCAAACAAACUUAUCAGCUUGCUAUGAAUAUAUAAAUUGAAAUAUUAUACACCUAAACCCCCGGUAUGCAGAACGCCCUGUCGCAGCGACUUGCCACAGCGCAUCACAAUACAACAGAAUCCCCAAUUCGAAUGAUGCUCUUCAACUCUGAUAACGUGAAUAUAAGCUAUGCGUACGAACGGACAAGUGUAAAGUCUCGAAUACUCGCAAAGUUACCCAAAGUGUUCAAUAAAGAUUAGACAAAAAAAGUAUCGACAUCGAGGUAUGUGUACAGAGGUACGUUUUUCCAUCAACCAGAGAACGCGAACAAAAAUAUAUAUAUAUAUGUAUAUGUACUUCGUGGUCGCGACGAGAAACUUCUGAGAAAGAAGCAGCGCCGAUGCGCCGAUUGCUGAUCUAUUGAAAAUCGGCGCACCGAAGCGCGACGGUCGUCGCAACAGCGAAGUCUUGGCUAUGUUUUUUCUCGGCGAAUUCGGCGCGAAGGGCGAGCAAAGUCGCGCACGACUGUCGGUCGCACCUCCAAAACGCGACCGCGGACAAGCUUCCUUCGCACUCGUGAACUUCAUCCUUCCGUUUUUCUUCUUCGGGUCUCAACGAAUCGCGCACACGCGCUUGCGUCAACGUGGCAACGAACGGCGCGCGCGUGUCCAGCAUUGAGUUCUUUUUGUAUCGAAUAAAGCAGCUGCCUGAAGAUCCCGUGGUUGUCGACGCACAGGGUGUUCCGUGACCCGGGGCCUUCCUCACCAAGAAAAAAAUCAAUCCCCCCCCCAUCCAUCAGCUCUACCUAUAUUCUACUAAUGUAGGUCGAGCUCAACAAAAAUAAUACUUUACCGUCGUGCGCCGCCUCUCACUUUAGGCUAAUUAUUUAAAAGGACAACAUUAACGAUAUAAUGAAUAAUAAUUAUUAUGAUAAUUAUGAUAACAUUAAUAAUAAUAAUAAUGAUAAUAUAAUACAUGUUACAGUAAGAUAUUAUUAGAUGUAAUUAUUAUAUAUGGUUUAGUAUAGAUCGUGUUGUUGAAGAAAAAAAAGAAAAAACAAAGUAUAUAAUAAGAUGACGAAAAAGAGCUAACGAGUGUAACGAGAAGUGAAACGGGAGCGCGACGGAAGAACAAUAAAAUAACAGCGACACAAAAAAAAGUCAACGAGAUAAUAGAAAGCGUCGAGAAGGUAGCGGUUCGAUUGGAUUACUGGUCUAAGACCAGUUCAAUGAAAGGAAAAGAUAAUUGUCAGGGCGGCGGACUGAGCGGCAUGACGAGACGCGCAAAAUUGGCUCCAUGCACGAUGACUUUUCACGGGAACUAAUCAAUGUUUGUUUCUUUAUUGUUGCGAACACUCAUGCGACUUGAUUGCUUUUACCGGAAUGCAUAAUACUCAUGCGUUUUCAACUUUGUUUUAUUUGAUUCCUCCAAGUCUUCUUAUUUUUUUGUACUUUUCUAUUGCAUUAUAUUUUUUAUACAGAAUUCAUGGCGCGCCGUUAAUUUCCGCAUGCAAAGUCAGUAAACGUAAUAAGAGAUGGACUAUGGGGGAUCGUCGAGGAAAAUGUAUGAGCUUGUCGUCGCGGGAAAUCGACGGACGAUAAUGGGCCGAUAAGACGCGACGAAAAUAAUAAAACAAAAAAACUUUUAAAGAAGUUCGAGCUGCGAAGUAUAAUCUCGAGCGCGAGAGAUUGUCUUUUUUUCAUUACUCCAGCGUUGUUGCUUUUACUCAGAAACGCAACCUAAGCUUUAUGUAGGCAAAUAAAUGUAACAUACGCGCUGUAUGCGACUUAAUAUCCAUUGUUGUUACACGACACAGACACGAGAAUCGAAAUAUCAAAUCACGCGUACGUGCACACACAUUGAAACACACAAAGUAUACGUGUUAGCGGUGUUAUAUCAAUGUACAACUAUACGGUGUGUCGAAUCAAGAGGAGAGGAAGAAAAAGCAACGUCUCGCGCUCGGCGGACGAAAAAUCUAAACGUUUAAAGUGUCGAGACCCGCGCAGCCCGCCGGGAUGAGAGUAAAUAAAAACGAAAAAAAACUAGAUAACAAAGGGAGAGGAGCAAGAAAAAAUUGAAUAAUGUUUUAUUAAUAUUGUACAUAUUUUAAAUAAUUGAAAGAACGAAACGGACAGAAUAUCGUGCGCGAUCGGGUACACGGCUGCGAGGCAGCGCUCCCUCGCACUUUUUUGCGUUUUUCAUUUUUUAGCACCGAAAUAUAUAAUACAUUGAUAAAUACGGGACGAGAAAUUUUGCGAGAAAAAGUUGAACGUUGAUAUCUAAAUACACGAUACACAUGAUGAUAGACAUUUGGGAUGUAACGCACUCGGUUGUGGCACUUGUUGAAGUUUAUUUUUUUUUGCAAAGUCGAGCACGGGUGGCUUUUGACAAUAAGGGCAUUCGAAAAUCAGCGAAUUUGUUAAAUGACCCGCAAAUUUAUUCGCCAUUGUUGUUACGAGGUCGUACAUACGUUGUGAAUUUCAAAUCAACGCAAUUUACUCUACUUCACUAUUCAACAGUUUGCUGAAUUGGUAUUAGCUUUGCUUUCAAUCAAUCGCUGAUUGUAAUACAACGAUGCCCUUAUUCAAAAAGUCAAGUAAUGUUGUUCGUUCAGAGGACAAUUGUGACAAGUUGAAAAACAGAAACACAUCGACUACAAGAUUGAAUAACAUAAAUAUGGGAUUAAGAAAAACGCGAAGAGUGGCAUUUAUAUCGACAACAUAGCGAAUGGAAAAAACAAAUGCAAACAUAAAAAAAGUACGCGAGGCGCGCGCGAUGGAGAAUGAUCAUUCGGAAUGCGAGAGAGCGAGAAAACGGAUAACAAUAAAGAAAAAAAAACACGUACAUUACUCUAUAUCCGAACUCUUGUAAUUUCUGAUUGACGAUUUUUUUCGUAUGAUUAUUAUAUCGAUAAGUUCUGUUUUCACACGCGAAUAAAUUAAGAGUAAAAAAUAUGAAAAAAGAAUAAAAUGAGAGACAUUGUCCAACCCAAGUGUCAUUACUUUUGAUGUUAAAUAAAAAAUACAUAAUUAAUA
Molecule: messenger RNA, 9590 nt
Organism: Phymastichus coffea
Lineage: Eukaryota; Metazoa; Arthropoda; Insecta; Hymenoptera; Eulophidae
Gene: Atpalpha
Product: sodium/potassium-transporting ATPase subunit alpha
Exons: 12
Coding region: 764-3781 (1005 amino acids)
Biological process (GO): proton transmembrane transport; sodium ion export across plasma membrane; potassium ion import across plasma membrane
Cellular component (GO): membrane
Molecular function (GO): ATP binding; P-type sodium:potassium-exchanging transporter activity; ATP hydrolysis activity
Source: RefSeq, a predicted model, not a curated record